ACGAGGUGCGAGAGCGCGCGCGCGCGCGCGCGCUCAGACAUUCCCACACACGCCUGUCUCUGUGUCUGUGAGGACGGCUGUGUGCGCUGGCGAUAUAUUUACGUGUGAAUGCACGAACGGGGGACGACAGAUGUUGCGUUUCAUUAGGGCCCCGCAUAACAGCACUGGCACGCCGGGUUGUCGCUGGCAACCAGCGGCGAACGGCUGGCCGUUGAAUCAAUAGCCAGGAUGGCACGCUACUAGUGGUGCUCUAGUAGUAAGGUGCGGUUGCCGCACUCGCACGACGCCGAAGAUGUCGACACCGAAACCGAUUCUGAAUGCGGAAAAUCUCGCGCUAACGAACAAAAAGAUUGGCGAGCUGAAGAAGAAGGUAAUGCUGGCCGAGGGCCAGAAGAAGGCGUACACGGAGGAGUGGAACGAUAAGCGGAAAGCCCAGAACGACCGGAUGGCCGAGCUGCGGAAGGAGGUGCGGGAGCUGACGAACAAGCUGUCCUACCUGCACAACCCCAACAGUGCGAAGGCACAGAAGAACGUGCAGGAGAUCAAGCGGCGCCUGCCCCUGCCGCCGGGUGCGAAAUCGAUCUCCGGCGCACUGCAGAUCGUCGACCUGAAGAUCAUCGACCUGCACAAGCAAACCGACGUGGUGGAGGACCGGAUGCGGAAGCGGGAUCACGCCCUCAAGCGACUGGUCGAGCACUACCACACGCUGAUCGGGUACCGGGACGCGAAGAGCGACGGCUCGAACCCGCCCGAAACGGUCGAGGAGGACGCAAACCGGAAGCUGAUCACGCGGCUCGAGAACGAGAUCCACCGGACGACGGUGCAGUGGAUGGAGGCGGAACAUAUCCGGAAGAAGUACCGCGGCAUCAAGUCGUCCCUGAUGCACGAUGCGGAAAAGUUCGAAAGCUCACUGCUGGACCUGGAGCACGCGAUCACGGAGCAGCAGGCCGAGAUUAACAAGCUGGAGGAGGUGCACAAGGAGGCGGUGCAGAUGCGGGACAGCACGAAAACGAUCCUGCAGCGCCAGGAGCAGACGACGCACUACUCGAAUAAGGCGCGCGAAAAGCAAGCACAGGACUUCCGGCGGCAGGUGGAGGAGCGGAAGCUGGAGCUCGAGCGGUUGGAGCGUAAGAUUUUCUCCUCGGGCAAAACGCUCAUCCACCAGGAGAGCGUCCUGUCCGGGUCGGGUGAGCAGGGGCGUGGCGGCGGCGGCGGCGGCGGCGGCGGUGGUGGUGGUGGUGCCAACGGGACCGGUGACGAUGGGAGCGGCGGAACACACGACAAGGACUGUGCGUCCGAGAUGGAGCAGAAAUUCAAAAAGCUGAUGCAGGCGACGGGCGUGAGUGCGGCGGGCGAGGUGGUGGACCGAUUCCUGGCCCAGCGGGAAGCCUCGGCCCGGCUCACCUACUUGCGCACGGUGACGGAAAACGAGAAGAAACAGCUGGAGGCACAGCGGGAGCUGAUGAAGGCGCAGCUCGAUGCGUUCAAGUUUGCCGAUGUCAAGGAUAGCGAUGUCAAUCAGGAGGAGCUGGAAAAGAUCAAAAACUCCAUCGACGAGCAGAAGCAACGGCGGGAGGAGUGUGAGAAGGCGAUCGACUACACGCGCAACGUGUUCGACACGAUCAAGGACGCACUGAUCGAGCUGCUGCUGAAGCUGCGCGAGAUCGAGGAAAGCCUGGAUGCGGCCUACGGGAGCCGGCGUAUGACGCUGAAGCCGCCGGAGCUGAAGGACAUUGCUUCGGGCCGGAUGGCCGUCGAGGAGCUGGGCAGCUUGCUGGAGGAGCGCAUCAAGCUAGGGCUGAUCGCUAGCGGACAGCUGGCGGUGGACCUCGACAGUGGACUUUCCGAGGAGGAUGACGAUAGGGCCGUCACUGGUGCACCGGUGUCUACCACACCGAGCACGGUGAGUACGGUGGGGCAGCACCAGCAGCAGCAGCAGCAGCAGCAGCAGCAGCUCGCCCCCACCACAACCGGCCCCAGUCCAGCGGGUGGCACGAGCAGCAGCGCCAUGUCCACGUCUUCGCCGGCCGAAGACCGGGAAAAACCGCCCGCCUACCCACCGGUGUACAUGAACUUAAUAGCGGGCCGUACCACCGCCCAAAUCUCUUCCGCUUCGCCCGGUCAGGGCACCACGGUGGUGCUGUCGGAUGACGAAGGUGACGUUCCAUCGCGUAGCUAUCUGAAACGGCAGGCCAACAUGAUUAUCGAGGCAAAGUCGCGCCGCAAAGGUUUCCGCAUGCCCGUCCCCAAACGGCGCUGAGAACGGGGGAUGAGACAAAAGAAGAGGAAAGAAAACUAAAAUGAAACCGCUUUCGAUUGUA
Molecule: messenger RNA, 2321 nt
Organism: Anopheles aquasalis
Lineage: Eukaryota; Metazoa; Arthropoda; Insecta; Diptera; Culicidae
Gene: CCDC151
Product: Coiled-coil domain containing protein 151
Biological process (GO): cilium movement; outer dynein arm assembly
Cellular component (GO): cilium; ciliary rootlet; ciliary tip
Source: RefSeq, a predicted model, not a curated record